GUCAAGACGAACCUGUGCCGAAUCUGCGGCAAGACCUACGCCAGACCCAGCACGCUUAAAACCCACCUGAGGACCCACUCGGGUGAGAAACCUUACAAGUGCAGCACGUGCAGUAAAUCCUUCUCACAAGCAGCCAACCUCACGGCGCACCUAAGAACUCACUCCGGGGAAAAGCCGUUCCGUUGUCCGGUCUGUGAACGUCGGUUCUCUCAGAGUUCGUCCGUGACGACACACAUGCGGACACACUCCGGGGAGCGCCCGUACAGGUGCCGGAUGUGCAAGAAGGCGUUCUCCGACAGUUCCACGCUGACCAAGCAUCUACGGAUUCACAGUGGCGAGAAGCCUUACCAAUGCAAACUUUGCCUCCUUCGGUUCUCGCAGUCAGGGAAUCUCAACCGACACAUGAGGGUACACUCCACCAACAGCUAA
Messenger RNA from Lymnaea stagnalis (great pond snail), 429 nucleotides. NCBI's taxonomy places the organism in Eukaryota, Metazoa, Mollusca, Gastropoda, Lymnaeidae. The record is from the annotation of a GenBank genome assembly.